AUGUCUCACCAAGAGCCGACCGAGGCUGCGACACCAGUCCAAAAGCUCGUUUUGUUCAAGAGUCCUCUCAUAGGACGAUCAGACUCAAGUGACAAUGGUCUUCCUACCAAGCAACUUACUGCCCCUGAUAUGAGCCUCUUUGGUAACCGAUACGACGAUGACUGCCCGCAAUUUCAAAAACAUGAGGAUGCCAGUCUACUCGAGCUUUUCUACGACCUCUUCUUUGCUGCCAACUAUACCGUCUUCUGCGAGACCCAAGGCGUCAACAGCCCUGACCGUUUCAAAGCCUAUGUCGGCUACUUCACUGUCCUUUGGAUUACAUGGCUCACGACUAGUUUGUACGAUGUUCGAUUCGUAACGGACAGUAUCUUUGAACGUGUCGCGCGUGGUAUUCAUCUUGGUGUCAUGGUUGGAUUUGCUGUAGUUGCCCCCAAGUUUAAACCUGAAGACCAAGACAUGAAGACGAUGAGAACAUUUUCCAUCAUCCUCAUGGUGUCCCGUCUAGCCUUGGCCAUCGAGUAUGCGAGUAUCCUCUGGCACAUCCGCAAGUUCAAGAAGCAAGCUCUGCCAAUGCUGCUUCAGAUCGGAUUGAACUUUGUCCUCGCCAUGAUCUAUCUCGGUACCACAUUCCGCUUCACCAACCACAACAGUAACGUCUACAUCACGUGGUACGUCCUAGCUGCCGUUGAGCUUGUCCUCGCAUUCGUAUUGGCAUACAUUUUUCCGGUUCUCGGCUUCCAAGGAACACACUUGAUGAAGCGCAUGGGUCUUUUGACUGUUAUUAUUGUUGGCGAUGGAAUCAUCACAAUUUGCAAAAGCGUUGUCACUAUUGUUGAGAAUCCUGAUUCAUGGAAUGCUGAAACCGUCGGUGUUGUUCUAUCUUCCGCUACCACCAUCUAUGUUGUGUUCCUAAUCUACUUCGACUGGAUGAAGAACCCUUACCUCCCAAAGUUCCGCCAACAGCUCUGGACUAUCAUCCACUACCCCCUUCAUCUCGCACUUUGCCUGUUCAUCCAAGGCUUCACUCAACUAGUCAUCUGGACCAAAGUCUUCAACGUCAUCGAGACAAUCGACCUGUCCAAAGACAUCAACGAAGACGACAUACCCGUGGACAACAUAAGUGAGAUAACGACCAAGAUAAUGCGGGACAUCUUUGAGAGUAUUGUACAAAGCUUCUUCACACUCUUUACGCCGCAGUACAUAGAAACACAGGAGGCCGUCGUCACAUCCCUUGACGAAUUCUCUACUAUCAAUGAUACCUUCUGGGUACCUUUCUUUAACUGGGCCGAAACACAACUGGAUGAGGAUAUGCCUGAUGCCAAACAGUUCCAGAUUUUGUCUGAUUCUCUGCAGGGACUUGGAAAUGCUAUGAAAAAUGCUUUGCUCGAGACCUUCAAGAUCAAUCUCGUCAAUGAAGUACAGGAUUACAAUAAAGCGAACAAUAUCACCGAACAGACCGGUGCCGAGUUCGAGGCCGACCUCGCCAACCGACUGGACGCACGCUUUCAUCUCAUCUUCAACUACACCUAUAUUGCUGCGGGCGUCUCACUUAUCAUCAUGGUGGUCCUAGCUGUCAUGUCAAGAACAACCCGCUGGAGCAAAUGGGCUAUAACUCGCCACAUCAUCUUUGUUCUUCUCGGCAUUGGCACAAGCCUUGUCGCAAUAAUCAAGUACAACCAGGAACGAGCCGAGAAAUACCAGACGAGUGGUUGGAUGAUACCUGUUAUCACUCUCGUCUGGGUCACGGUCCUUGUCUUGACUCACAUUCGUAACCCGCCACCAUUGUUCUUCAAGGGUAGCAAGUCAUUCUGGAGCAAAGAAAACGAGUCGCAGACUUACAACCGGGUUAUGCCUUCUGAACAGCAGACCGCAUACAAAGCUGUUCCUCAUACUCAGGUCACUUCCUCAGUCUAG
Fusarium venenatum is the source of this 1914-nucleotide messenger RNA. Its product is annotated as bacterial low temperature requirement A protein-domain-containing protein. Lineage: Eukaryota; Fungi; Ascomycota; Sordariomycetes; Hypocreales; Nectriaceae. The record is from RefSeq and is a predicted model, not a curated record.